Messenger RNA from Caenorhabditis briggsae, 2187 nucleotides. The record is from RefSeq and is a predicted model, not a curated record. The transcript is spliced from 13 exons. Gene Ontology annotation, molecular function: nucleoside:sodium symporter activity. Gene Ontology annotation, biological process: nucleoside transmembrane transport. NCBI's taxonomy places the organism in Eukaryota, Metazoa, Nematoda, Chromadorea, Rhabditida, Rhabditidae. Gene Ontology annotation, cellular component: membrane. Bases 1 to 2187 code for a protein of 728 amino acids.
AUGAACGAAAAUGAAGAAGAAGGCUCGAAAAAUGGCGGAGUUUGGGAUCAAACUUUGAUGAUCACUAAAGGAACAUUCGAAAAUAAUGCUAACAUUUUUCAAAGGAUUUUUCAAAAGAUUUCUCCAUUUUUUGGUUUAACUGCAAUUUUGCCGUUUCUACUGGUCUAUCAUGGCUACUUAAUUGCCGCUGGCAUCCACAACUAUCAAAAAGCGGCGCCACUUAUCUAUGUGACCCUGUUUUUUUGGGUCUGCUUCAUUUUAAAUUUUCUAGUUGGCACUGAAAAUUUCAAACGGGUUUUUAAAGAUUUAGCAACGAAAUUGGACAAUUUUGCAAAACGGAGAGCAUUUGUGCCAAUAACUUUCAAACUUGCAAUCGCUGGCGGAUUAUUGGCGUACACUAUAAUUGAAGCUAUUCAUCAGCCAACCAGGCUAAUUGGAUUUGGCGGAUAUGUGUUUUACCUUGCGUUUAUGGUUGUGUUCUCGCAUCGACCGAGGAAGACAAAAAAAAUGAACGAAAAUGAAGAAGAAGGCUCGAAAAAUGGCGGAGUUUGGGAUCAAACUUUGAUGAUCACUAAAGGAACAUUCGAAAAUAAUGCUAACAUUUUUCAAAGGAUUUUUCAAAAGAUUUCUCCAUUUUUUGGUUUAACUGCAAUUUUGCCGUUUCUACUGGUCUAUCAUGGCUACUUAAUUGCCGCUGGCAUCCACAACUAUCAAAAAGCGGCGCCACUUAUCUAUGUGACCCUGUUUUUUUGGGUCUGCUUCAUUUUAAAUUUUCUAGUUGGCACUGAAAAUUUCAAACGGGUUUUUAAAGAUUUAGCAACGAAAUUGGACAAUUUUGCAAAACGGAGAGCAUUUGUGCCAAUAACUUUCAAACUUGCAAUCGCUGGCGGAUUAUUGGCGUACACUAUAAUUGAAGCUAUUCAUCAGCCAACCAGGCUAAUUGGAUUUGGCGGAUAUGUGUUUUACCUUGCGUUUAUGGUUGUGUUCUCGCAUCGACCGAGGAAGAUCAACUGGAACAUCGUAACCAGCGCUCUCAUCUUCCACUACUGUCUAGCCAUCAUAAUCCUCCAAUGGUCAACCGGUCGUUGGUUUUUCGAGCAACUCUCCAAAUUGAUAGUUGGCCUAUUGGAAUAUGCUCAAGUCGGAGCGAAAUUCGUGUUCGGCUUUAUUGCUGGUCCUCCGAAUAUCUGUGAUUUGGCGCCAGUUUUUAUUUUCACCUCUCUUCAAACUUUGAUCUACUUCUCUGCAGUUGUAGCACUACUUUUCUAUUUUGGAAUCAUUCAAGUGGCUCUAAAAAAGAGCACAUGGUUCAUGAAAGUGCUCAUCGGGACCACACCAGUGGAAUCUGUCUAUUCCUGGGCUUGCACAUUUUUGGGACAGUCUGAAGCCCCGCUUGUUAUUCGUCCAUACUUGGAAAAGUUGACAGAUUCCGAAUUGUUUGCAGUUCUAACCAGUGGAUUCUCAUGUACCGGUGGUACGGUAUUUGCUGCAUAUGUUGCUCUUGGAGCAUGUCCAGAGUCUAUACUAACUGCGAGUUUGUUAUCAGCGCCAAUGUCACUUGCAUGCUCCAAAUUGAUGUAUCCCGAGGAGGAGGAGACAAGGAUUAAGGAAGACGACUUUGAGUUAGAUCACGAAAACGACAAGGGAUUCUUCGACACAUUAUGCUCUGCUGGCGUCGCCUUGGUACCUACCGUAUUCGCAAUUGGAGCAACUCUAGUGGUCGUAAUGUCCCUUUUAGCCCUUUUGGACGAAGUUUUCUUCUACAUUGGAGAUCUGAUUGGAUACGACGGUUGGAGUUUUCAAAUGCUAUUUGGUUACGCGUUUUUCCCACUGGCCUAUAUGAUGGGGAUCACCAGGAAUUCGGAACAGACAUUGUUAGUCGCUCAACUAAUGGGCUCCAAAACCGCUGUCAAUGAAUUCGUGGCUUAUGACAAAUUGGGACAACUACAAAAGGAUGCCAAACUAGAUCCCAAGUCGGUUCUAGUCGCCACGUAUGCCCUCUGUGGAUUUUCGAAUUUCGGAUCAAUGGGAAUCCAGAUGGAAGUGAUUGGAGGAUUAGCACCGGGGAAGAAAACUGCGGCUUCGAAAGUGAUGUUAAGAGCUCUUUGUGCUGGAGCAAUUGCGUGUUUUAUGAAUGCAACGGUAUCCUCAUCUCCAACCCGGUCGUUUGUAACAGUGCCAGCGUAA